CCCCCCAGCCGCAAUCGUGUCUUCGUUCGUGGCGGCGACCUCCACAUCGUUCCACGAAGGCGCCUCCUGGAUCCUUCCUUAGUUGACUCCCUCCGGUUUCUUGUUGAACGUAGCGGCGAAUCACGAGCCCCGGAUUCCGUUCAGGCCGCGGUGAAGGGCCGGAUUGCCGAAUAUCCUGAAAGAGCGUGGAGAAAUAUGCAUCGCGUUAGGGUUAGGGUUCCGACGUCGGUGGCUCAGGUGCUCAGACACGAGCCCUGCUUGAUUUCGCUCGCUGUGGAAGGCUUCUACGAUCGUGAUGUGGAUUCUAUGAAGUACGCGGCGAAGAUGGAGAAGUUCCUUAGCAAGGGGAGAGAAGAGGAGCUGGUGCUUGUGCUUGUGAAGAUGUCGCGUGCAAUGUACGCGCAGCUCGUGCAGCAGAGUUUUCAGGCGCCGAAGUUUUAUCCGAUGCCCAGCAUGAGCGAACGUGAUGCUUUCGUGGAAGCCGAGCUGGGGAUGAAAAUCACGUGUGGCUUGGAGAUGAUGUAUCAGCGGAGGAAGAAAGAAGGAGAAGAAGGGAAAGGAAGUACUUGGAGCAAGUAUAAGGAGAAUCUGGAGAAGAAUGGGUACUUUGAAGGAUUGAUUCCGGGUUCAAAGGAGUACAAAAGAUUGAUCGAGAACGCCGAGGAGUACUAUCGAAAAAGUUGCUUGUUUUCCAAGACGAGAGAGAUUAUGACUGCUCCAGUGAGGCGCAUUGAUGAGAUUCUUGCUCUGCCAUAUUCAUCAGACGAUUUCAAGGAUCAUGGAGUUCCCCCUUCUGACGAUGAUUCAUGGCUCUACGAUGGUGAAGAUGAGCUGAACUCCGCUCUUCAAGAGAGGCAGAAAGAGAUGGAGACAUAUAACUCAAAGAUCAAAAGCAAGCAGAAAUCAAAAGAGAUGGAGGAAUCUGGAAGCUCAUCUGCCACAAACACGAAUGAUUUUGAUCUUAGCGAUGUAGCAAAGUCCAUGCAACAGUUUGUGCACAAGGUAUCAAGCUACAAGGGGGCGGAGGUGCCAGAAAACAGGGAUUUCAAAGAAGUCGACCUAGAUGUUGACCGUUUCAUGAAAGAUAUGGAAUCAAUCCUUGAAUGCCAAGGUCGUUCUGAAGAUACUGAUGAUGAAGAAGGAUCUAACGCAGACAUGGAUUUUGAUGAGCUUGAAGAUGAUGAAAGUGAAGGGGAAGAGUUGUUUGAGGAAAACGAGGAAGAGGGUGGCAAGGGCACAUUUAUGCACUCCUACACGGAUGCAAUGGAGGAGGAACUGAAGAACACAACUCUAGAGAAAAGCUUUGCCCGUGCGAAUCUACAUCCUCCUAAUACAAACGAGAUGCAGGGAAGGAAAAAGGCGGGGGGAUCAUCAGAUGAUGAGGGGUAUAGGGCAGUAGAUGUGGACUUCAACCUUGUGAAAAGCCUGCUAGAUUCCUUCUCUUCGCAACAA
Messenger RNA from Tarenaya hassleriana, 1452 nucleotides. Its product is annotated as protein ecdysoneless homolog. The annotation marks the transcript as partial. The transcript has 5 exons. Gene Ontology annotation, cellular component: nucleus. Lineage: Eukaryota; Viridiplantae; Streptophyta; Magnoliopsida; Brassicales; Cleomaceae. The record is from RefSeq and is a predicted model, not a curated record.